Messenger RNA from Fusarium coffeatum, 567 nucleotides. RefSeq lists its product as uncharacterized. Gene Ontology annotation, molecular function: zinc ion binding; nucleic acid binding. The transcript is spliced from 2 exons. The coding region runs from base 1 to 567 and encodes 188 amino acids. NCBI's taxonomy places the organism in Eukaryota, Fungi, Ascomycota, Sordariomycetes, Hypocreales, Nectriaceae. The record is from RefSeq and is a predicted model, not a curated record.
AUGUCUGACGAUAGCGCGCGUGUCGGCCGUACUAUCGGCAAAGCCCUGGCCGAAGCUCACGCAGCAGGCGCUCGUGGUGGCGGUCGCCGGGGUGGAGGUGAUCGCCGAGGCGGCCGUGGAGGUGGUGAGGAUCGUUGUCGUGUCCGCAAGCCCCCCAGACGCUGCUUCCAUUGCGGUUCAGAGGACCAUCGCAGCCGAGACUGCCCUUGCAAGGGUGGCCCUCCGCUCCGUACUGAGGCUCCAGCGCAACAGGAUGCCUCUCCUCCUCGAGAGGCUCCGCCUGUUUUUGUCCAGCGCCUCGCUCUCCCUCGCCCUCCUCCUCCUGUCCGCCCUUCUACUCCCCCGACGACAACUCAGACCCCGGCACAGGAGGCUGAUCCAGUCCGUCAAGCAUAUAUCAUGCCUGUACCUGGUCCUGAGUUUCUUCCACUUCCCGGUCCCCCACCACAACUCACUAGACCUCCCAUGCGCAUGGGACAUUUAAUGUUUUGGCACACGCUUUUUUGUCGUUGGUACUAUUUCAACUAUAUUGAUGGCAGUUACGAGUGGUCCAACGAGAACCGAUGA